Messenger RNA from Aegilops tauschii subsp. strangulata, 1614 nucleotides. The record is from RefSeq and is a predicted model, not a curated record. Lineage: Eukaryota; Viridiplantae; Streptophyta; Magnoliopsida; Poales; Poaceae.
AAAGGAGACCAUCCUUAUUGAUAGAAAUACAGCAGAGUAGUGAUAAGUACUAUGAGAGAUAAAUCAUAUGGCAAGGCUGGUUAAGAUAAAACUACUCCCUCCGUCUCAUAAUAUAAGAGCGUUUUCUACACUGGUGUAGUGUCAAAAACACUCUUAUAUUACGGGCCGGAGGGAGUAAUUAUCAUCAAAUAAUCUAUCUUCUUUCACAAAAAAUAAACAGGUACAAUGAAUUCAAAUACAAGCACCUCGAUUCACUGUGCUGAACUUUACUUGCAAUGAUGGUUUGUUGAUCUGUAACAAGAUUCCCAAACUCUCUCAUGGAUGCAGCAAGACUUGUCAUGUGUUCUUUCAACUCCUUUUCUUUAUUAAUGGUUGAUGUGAAUAUUUUAUCCUUUUCUCGAUGAUGUUAUUGUUAUGUAAAUAUUGAUUUUGUUUCUCCACCUCCUUUAGAGAGUCUGUAGCAUUUCUAAAUCUGUCAUGUAACUCAUUUGAAUUGAUCUCAUUUUGACGUACAUGCUGCAGAGCUUUGCUCCAGCCUGCCGACAAUCAUAUCAAACUCCUUGUUCUUUUCAGAUAUACACAAGUCUUGCUUUUCCACUUUAUCUGCAAGUAAAUCAAGUUGAUGGACAAAUCCAUAUGAUACAACAAAGCAUCCCUAUCUAAGUGCUGCCUUUUCCCCUCGAUUCAUCUCUUUAUCAAAAUGGGUUAUCAAAGCAUCCCUGUCUAAGUGCUUCAAAUAUGACGCGCCAGCAAACGUCGCAUCAUUCUAUUUGCCGGUAAAAGAGAAUCUCCAUUUUACAUUUUCUGGCAGCACCAGUUAUGAUUCACCAGCAGUAAAGUUCUGUUAACCUGUUGCAAAGGCCGGUUGUGCACUGCUAUUGUCCGGUGGGAGUUUGGAUGAUUAUGUUCAAGUGAAGCACAUCCUAGUUGAAAUGGGUGUUUACUUUCAAAUUCAGCCAGAUUUCCCUUUCAUGACUGAUUAUCUCGACUGCUUUGGCUUUCCAGAAGUCAUGGGCAAGACUUCAAGUGCUCUUGGCUGUUUGAUUUUUGAAAUCAUCCUGUCCCACUUCAAGUGCUCUUGGCUGUUUGUUCAAGUGCUGGUGCAGUGCGUGUCAAUGAGAGGCAAAAGGACAUCCUAUUUGAAAAUUAUGGGAAAUCAGAUCGUGCUUGUGUCGCAAAAGUAAAGGCUCAAUCUCGAGGUUUCCCUUUUUGUUCAACAUAGUGUGACAUGUCUUGUUUAUUGCAUAAUUUUCUACUAUUAUUAAGUCAUUUACAUGCCUGACAUGCCUGUUUAUCAUCGCUUCCACAAGGUGUUCUCUGAGUAUGAAAGAGAGACUUACGAAAAGCUGAUCUCAGACAUCAAAGCAUAGCCGAAUGAAGCUGUGCAAGCUGUGUUGAAAUCCUUUUUACAUAAAAUCUACAGGAGGAGGUAGAAAGUGCCCUUCCGCUCCCGAGCUCAAAUGAGCUCAGAGUCAAAUGAGCUCAGAGAACAGUAAAAAAAUUCAAGUGCUUGCAAAAAUUUGUUAUGGAAUCACAUUCCUAUAAGGCGUGGCAAAAUAAAAAAAAAUCAAUGCUCCAAAGUGAUUUUGAAAGUAGCAUUUUCAGAGCACCGAC